AUGAAUUUUAAGUUCAUAUCAUUACUUUUGACAUGGAAUUUUUUGUUAGUCUCCGCUAAAAUAGACUCUGCGGAAGAAGACAGUGUAUCCAGAGCUAGAAUGUUGAGAAAUAGAGAGAAUAAUAGAAAUCGCACUACUUUCAAUGGCACAUUAACCGACAUCCCCGACAGGAGAUAUUUCAGACAUAGAAACAGUUCUAAAUAUCGGAGCGACAGACAAAGAUACUGGGAACAUGAAACUAGACGUGAUCGAAGAAAGCUGUCCGCAAGUCAUUCUACUGAAGAACACAAUAAAUCUGCAGAUCAUUUCAGUUCAAAAAGGGAAGACAAAUCUCGAAAAGCUGAAAAGCAAUGGAACAGGAGUUAUGUUGACAAAAAUCCGGCGCGCGGAGCUAUAAAUCACAGCAAGAUGCAAGAUAGAAGUCACCCUCUGCCUGUUAGGGAGAAUACAACCAGGUCCAGAUUGCGAAUAACCAAUAAAUGGCAGAGCGGCGGCUAUAUUCCCUAUCCACAGCCGAGGGAGAGAAAGCCCAAUAUAAUAUUAAUUCUGACGGACGAUCAAGACGUGGAAUUGGGUAGUCUGAACUUUAUGCCAAGGACAAUGAAGGCUAUAAGGAGUGCGGGAGCGGAAUUUCGGCAUGCGUAUACUACUACACCUAUGUGUUGUCCGUCUAGGAGUUCCCUUUUGACGGGCGUUUACGUGCAUAAUCACAAUGUGUACACGAAUAAUGACAACUGCUCUUCGCCGCAGUGGCAAGCCAAUCAUGAAACCAACACCUUUGCUACAUACCUCUCCAAUGCCGGCUAUCGAACUGGUUACUUCGGAAAGUAUCUGAACAAAUACAACGGAUCUUAUAUACCGCCGGGCUGGCGCGAGUGGGGUGGUCUAAUAAUGAACUCUAAAUACUAUAAUUACAGCAUCAAUAUGAAUGGCAAGAAAAUCAAGCAUGGUGAUGAUUAUCACAGGGAUUACUACCCAGACCUGAUCGCGAAUGACUCGAUAGCGUUCCUUCGUGCUUCAAAACGUCGGUUCACGAGGAAACCAGUGCUUUUGGUGAUGUCGUUCCCCGCACCACACGGCCCUGAAGAUUCCGCUCCGCAAUAUUCGCAUCUGUUCUUCAAUGUCACCACACACCACACACCAACGUACGAUAUGGCACCAAAUCCUGACAAGCAAUGGAUUCUACGUGUAACAGAGAAGAUGAAGCCAAUACACCGGCAGUUCACGAAUCUUCUAAUGACUAAAAGAUUACAAACGCUGCAAAGUGUCGACAUGGCUGUAGAGCGAGUAUAUCAAGAACUGAAAGCUCUGGGAGAGUUAGAUAACACCUACUUAGUGUACACUUCAGAUCAUGGAUACCAUCUAGGUCAGUUUGGGCUGGUGAAGGGCAAGAGCUUUCCUUUCGAGUUCGAUAUCAGGGUGCCGUUUUUAGUCCGAGGACCUGGAGUUGAGCCUGGCACUGUAGUGGACGACAUUGUCCUGAAUAUAGAUCUGGCACCAACGUUCCUGGACAUGGGCGGGGUGGAACCGCCCGCUCACAUGGAUGGCCGCUCACUGCUGCCACUACUACAGCCACGGCGCAGGCGCAUGGCAACGCACUGGCCCGAUACUUUCCUCGUUGAGAGUUCCGGUCGCCGUGAAACACAAGCACAUCUAGCAGCGGCGAAGUAUAGUCGACAAAUGAAUCAAGCAACCAGCUCUCCAGGACACGAUACUUCUUCAGAAAGUGUUGACUUAAACGACGAUCUUGACGACGAUGACUUCUUGGAACCUGACGACGAGGAAGAUGAUGAUGGCGACGAUGUUAGUACUGAAGGCCAAUCGAGUGAACCAAAGAGUUCGUCUGAACCUCUGGUCACUAAUGAGAGUCACAAUCCGUUGUUGGAAGCAAGUCUUGAAAAAGCGCUAGAAGAGGCUAGCACCAACAGUCAAUCUUAUUAUCUUAACCCUACAGAAGCAGAUUCACCUCUAUUAAAUGGGAAAGCUGCUCGUCUUGCUGCAGAAUGUUCAAAGGCAGAACUCAGAGCGCCUUGCUCCACCGGACGAAAGUGGAAAUGUGUACUAGUCAAUGGAAGGUGGCGACGACACAAGUGCAAAUAUGAAGCGGAAAUAAGUACUCCUUCAACGAAAAUGAGUACAAAGAAGUGUGCCUGCUUUACACCAAGUGGUCUUGUAUAUACUCGACUAGAAACUGACGGCACGAUUGCAAGGCGACCUGCGGAUACUAGUAAACAAAGCAACAGCACAAGAAUGCGACGAUCUAUCGACGAAGAUAAUGAAGUAUUUGAACCAAAUACUGUUGAAAGUAUUUUGAAAGAAAAUCCUAGUAUUGGACAUCUCAGUUUUGGAAAUGAACCUAUCGAUGAAGAGGUGAACGAAAGCUUUAGAGAAAAUAUUGAUAAACUGAUAAAAGAAACUGAGGCGUUCCUGAAAGCAUACGAAAAUACCAAAGAAAAUAUAGGUUUAAAAAGGACGAAGCGGAGAGCUCAACAUUUCAACCAUAAUAAUCAUAAUAAAGGUAAGCAAAAAAAUAAGGAUAUUAUUAAUAGUAAUGAAUCAGCAUUAGAAUGCAAAAUAGAAAAAGAUGGAAGAGUCAAUUGCUCUCAAGUUAUAUACAAUGAUUUGAAGGCAUGGCAUACGAAUAGACUUAGCUUAGAAGAUCAAAUUCGACAGUUGAAAACAAAACUUGAAGAUUUAAAAGAAAUAAAAAGGCAUUUAAAAACUACAAAACCAGUGGAAUCCCACAGCAGCCAUUUUCCAAAUAUUUCAUAUUACUUCCCUAAUAAGACAGUUCAUGAUCAUAAUCAUUCUAAAGAACAUUUAAGAGUUGGCAGAUUGCAUAGGCUAAGACUGAAAUCGAGAAAUAACACUUCUUUUGACAAGAAGUUUAGACAUUCAAACGAAUAUAUAAUGCCAACUAUAAACGCUAAUACCAAAGAUGACGUAUUUGAUAUACAAAUGAGGAACGAAACAGUGACUGAUUCUUCAACAGGUUUUAGUACUUCUGAAGUAUCAGUUAUUAGUAAUCUGGCGAACAGUACCGACACAGAAUUACCCAAACCACAAGUUACAACUAUUAUAAUUGAAAAUAAAAAUUACUUGCAAAGUGAAAUAGAAAGUGAAAAUGGAACAACACAAAACGUGGAAACUAAUACAAGUGACACAGUAACAACAGACACAGCAAAGGAGUAUGAAUCACCAAAAAAUAAUGAAGAAGUCACAACUGAUCAGAGUACUGUUAUUAAUUUUUCUCGGACGGCACAAAUAUUUAGUUCUGCUAUUGAUAAAUUAUUGACCACGGAAAAAUAUAACUACAGCCCAACCGAAACUUACAUAAGCUACUCUACGACACCAAGUGAAGAAUCAUCCCAAAAGUUAGGACCAACGAGAUUCGAUGCAUCAGAAUAUGAAGAAAGAAACCCAAACAAAGAUUCGUCGAAAAGUACCAGUGUUUUUAAUAGACAGUCUAAUGUAUUCCAAAGAAGACUUAAUCCAUUGUUAAUUGAAAAUGAAGAUAAACAUGUGUGUUACUGCGAAGAAAACCGCAAAUCUAGAGGCCCUGGACAUUCAUAUCUAGAGGCAGCGCAAAAAGCCAGAGAUGAACGCAGAAAACUCAAAGAACAACGACUAAGAAAGAAAUUAAGGAAAGCCAAAAAGAAGGCUGAAUUGGAAAAGCUCUGCGAGUCGGAACGUAUGAAUUGUUUCCGUCACGAUAAUGACCAUUGGCGUACUGCACCCUUGUGGACAGCGGGACCGUUUUGUUUCUGUAUGAGCGCUUCUAAUAACACGUACAAUUGUGUUAGGACUAUCAACGCAACACAUAACCUACUCUAUUGCGAGUUCGUCACUGGAUUAGUGACAUACUACAAUCUAAGAGUUGAUCCCUUCGAAACACAAAAUCGAGUGAAAUAUUUGACUACAUCGGAAAAGGAAUAUUUUCAUAAUCAACUUCAACAGUUACUGAAUUGCAGAGGACCUUCGUGUCGAAGAUUUUCACAUUCAAAUAGCCAUGGUAGCAGUGAAGAGACUCUAAACAGAAGAUAUGAAGAUGAUCAUAGAUAUAGAGACUUAGUAGGAUAUAACGAAAGGUCGUGGAGAUGGAGUGGCUACGGUCGGCGAUAUGCAAGAGAGCGGCUUCACAGGCGUCGUCAUGCAAUGGCAUUCUAG
Diatraea saccharalis (sugarcane borer) is the source of this 4167-nucleotide messenger RNA. The record is from the annotation of a GenBank genome assembly. NCBI's taxonomy places the organism in Eukaryota, Metazoa, Arthropoda, Insecta, Lepidoptera, Crambidae.